GUAGCACUCGCUCUCCCACUCAGAUUUCAUCGAAGCCAAGUAACCUCCCCACCCCCCACCACGCACUCCACCACGCCCUCCUCUUCCUCCCAUGCCCACGGCCUCGAGAUCUUAGUAGCCAGCGCCGGAGAGCGGCGACGCGGCCCCCGAUCCCUCCUCGCCGCCGCCGCCGCCAUCCGACCGGGGGAGGAGAGGAGAGGAGAGGAGAGGAGAGGAGGGGAGCGAUGGAGGCGGCGGACUACUCCGGGAAGCUCUUCGUCGGCGGCAUCUCCUGGGAGACGGACGAGGAUCGCCUCCGCGAGUACUUCGCCCGGUUCGGGGAGGUCACCGAGGCCGUCAUCAUGCGGGACCGCAGCACCGGCCGCGCCCGUGGGUUCGGGUUCGUGGUCUUCGCCGACGCCGGGGUCGCCGAGCGGGUCACCAUGGACAAGCACAUGAUCGACGGGCGCAUGGUGGAGGCGAAGAAAGCUGUUCCCAGGGACGACCACAGUAUCGUGAGCAAGAGCAAUGGCAGCAGCAUCGGGUCACCUGGACCGGGCCGUACUAGAAAGAUAUUUGUUGGAGGUCUGCCCUCUAAUGUUACCGAGGCUGAGUUCAGAGGGUAUUUUGAGCAAUUCGGUGUGAUAACCGAUGUGGUUGUGAUGUACGACCACAACACGCAGAGGCCGAGGGGCUUUGGCUUCAUCACCUAUGAUUCAGAAGACGCAGUGGAUAAGGCUCUGCACAAGAGCUUCCAUGAGCUGAAUGGUAAAAUGGUUGAGGUCAAGAGGGCUGUUCCAAAGGAGCAGUCUCCUGGACCUGUCGCACGUUCACCUGUGGGAGGGCAGAACUAUGGUAUGAGCAGGGCUCAUAGCUUCCUCAAUGGCUUCAACCAUGGUUACAACCCGAACCCCGUAGGAGGUUAUGGCAUGAGGGUGGAUGGAAGGUUUGGUCUGCCUACUGGUGCACGAAAUGGGCUCACUUCAUUUGGCCCUGGUUAUGGAAUGGGCAUGAAUAUUGAAGGUGGGACAAGUGCAAAUUUUGGUGCAAACUCUGGUUUCAUCAAUAGCUCCAAUGGGCGGCAAAUAGGUUCGUACUACAAUGGUAGUUCAAACAGAUUAGCUAAUCCUGUUGGGUAUCUUGGUCUUACUGAUGAUUCAGGAUCAAUACUGAGCUCAAUGUCAAGGAAUGUCUGGGGUAAUGGGAAUUUAAACUACAUGAGCAACCCUACAAACAUGAAUGCUUUCGCUUCAACUGGAAUUGGGGGCCAAGGAAGUAUUACUGGUGACAGUAUUAAUUGGGGAGGUCUCACUUCUGCCCAUGCGAUGGGUAGCAUUUCAAGCCUUGGGUCAGGGAACCUUGGCCGUGGAACUGGAGAUAAUAACUUUGGUUUGCCUUCUGGCACCUAUGGGAGGACCAAUUCAACUGGUACAAUAGGCGAACUGUUUUCUGCACCAACCAAUACAUAUGAAGUGAACAACCCAGAUACAUAUGGUAGCAGCUCUAUUUAUGGUGACACAAACUGGAGGUUCACGUCAUCUGAAGUUCACACCCCUCCUUUUGGUCAUGAUCUUGGAAAUGUUGAUCCAGAUAUUAAAUCAGAUAUAUCAGCAAGUUACAUGGGCGGCUACAAUAAUCAGCCAAGCAGAGGCAUCACUUCCUAGGGAGAGUAUUAUUAUAUACACAUAUGACUGGGGAUAGAUGGAACACCCAUUCUAUUAGGCAUUCACGUGCAUGACUGUGAAUUGGUGAUUUCAGUUUAAUAUACAGGUCAGUUACUUGUUUCUAGCUAACCAGAGAGGUGUUUGUUUACGAGCACCAACGUGCUAGAGGAGCGGAUACAACAAACAUUUUGUGAAGGUUUCAGAUUUUAGUUCAAUUUCUACGUGUAUUAGGUCUUUUGAUUUUUUUUUUCAACGAGAUGUGCAGUGGUGAUCGCGGCACAUAUGUUUAGAGGUGUUCCAACAUAAGCUGGAAAUCUGUAUACGGAUGAAUAUGUAUACAAAAAGGAAUGCUGUAUUAUCUUGCCCAUUUAUGACUACAGUAGCUCCCGGUUGUUUUCAGUCUGUUUUUAAUCAUUCCAUUUGUACACUA
Molecule: messenger RNA, 2073 nt
Organism: Phragmites australis (common reed)
Lineage: Eukaryota; Viridiplantae; Streptophyta; Magnoliopsida; Poales; Poaceae
Product: heterogeneous nuclear ribonucleoprotein 1-like
Exons: 4
Coding region: 225-1643 (472 amino acids)
Molecular function (GO): RNA binding
Source: RefSeq, a predicted model, not a curated record